Molecule: messenger RNA, 4558 nt
Organism: Vollenhovia emeryi
Lineage: Eukaryota; Metazoa; Arthropoda; Insecta; Hymenoptera; Formicidae
Gene: PH4alphaEFB
Product: prolyl 4-hydroxylase subunit alpha-2
Exons: 10
Coding region: 81-1751 (556 amino acids)
Biological process (GO): peptidyl-proline hydroxylation to 4-hydroxy-L-proline
Cellular component (GO): endoplasmic reticulum
Molecular function (GO): protein binding; iron ion binding; L-ascorbic acid binding
Source: RefSeq, a predicted model, not a curated record
UGCGGAUUCUCCAAGACGACUCUCCUGCCGUCGACUGCUCGCUGACUCCGUGUGGAGCGAUCGAACAGAAUCGAUCGGAGAUGAGGAAGGCGACUCUGUUAGCCGUCGUAACGAUCUUGCUGUCGGUGACGGCACGCGAUGCUGCUGCAGAACUUUACACCGCCCUGGCGGAUAUGGAGGAGCUGCUCGAAACGGAAGCCGUGCUGAUCGACACACUGAACGGAUACAUCACGGCGCAAGAGCAACGACUGGCGACUCUGAGAAGAAACGUGGAGGGCUACGCGAGGGAGCACGAGGAGGCGUCCAGGAACAUCCAGCAGUACCUAUCGAACCCCAUAAAUGCUUAUCUGCUAGUGAAACGGCUGACCACCGACUGGAAAAAGGUCGAGGAGCUGAUAACCGAGGACGUCGGCAAGUCUUUCGUCGCCAACAUCACGAAUUCCAGGAGCGAUCUAAAAUUCCCGACCGACGAGGACCUGAAUGGAGCCGCAGUCGCUUUGAUGAGGCUGCAGGACACGUACAAGCUCGAAACCGCGCAAGUUGCGAGGGGUGUCCUGAAUGGUGUGCAAUACAGUACCGGAUUGACCGCGAGCGACUGCUUCGAGCUGGGCCGACAAUCUUAUCACAAUCGCGACUACUAUCACACGGUGCUGUGGAUGCAGGAGGCUAUGGACCGGCUGCAGGAGGAGCAGAACGCCACCACCACCACCUCCAAGCCCGACAUUCUCGAAUACUUGGCGUUUUCGACGUACAUGCAAGGUAACGUCGCCCGCGCUUUGAGCAUGACGAAUGAGCUGCUCGAAUUGGUGCCGACACACGAGAGAGCGUUGGGAAACCGUGCAUAUUAUCAAAAGGAGAUCCAAAGCAAGGCGAGCCAGUCGAAAAAGAAGCGCGGUGAGGAUGGGAAGGACGAUACAGCGAUACCCGAACAGAACUUCACUGUCGCCGAGGAAAGGGUGAAAACGUGGGAGGAAAUGACGGAGAGGGAGAGGUACGAGAUGCUUUGUCGCGGCGAAGUAUCUAUUCCGCCGGAGGUGGAGAAGAGUCUCAAGUGCCGUUACGUCGACCGUGGAAUUCCCUUCCUGAAGAUCGCGCCGUUCAAGGAGGAGGAGGCGUAUCUGGAUCCGAGGAUAGUUGUUUAUCACAACGCGAUAUACGACGAGGAAAUCGAGACGAUCAAGCGGAUGGCUCAACCUAGGUUUAAGCGCGCUACGGUGCAGAAUUACAAGACUGGUGCCUUAGAGAUAGCGAAUUACAGAAUCAGCAAGAGCGCGUGGCUCCAAGAACACGAGCAUAAGCACGUAGCGGCGGUGAGUAAACGCGUCGAGCACAUGACGAGCAUGUCCGUGGAGACGGCCGAGGAACUUCAGGUUGUCAAUUAUGGCAUCGGCGGCCACUACGAGCCACAUUUCGACUUUGCGAGAAAAGAAGAAACGAAUGCGUUCAAGAGCCUCGGAACUGGCAACAGAAUUGCGACGGUUCUGUACUACAUGAGUGAUGUCGAACAGGGAGGCGGCACCGUGUUCACCGCCAUCAACAUAUCGCUCUGGCCGAAGAAGGGUAGUGCGGCGUUUUGGCAUAAUCUGAAACCUAACGGCGAGGGAGACUUUAAAACCAGACACGCGGCUUGUCCGGUACUUACAGGCUCGAAAUGGGUGGCGAACAAAUGGCUGCACGAAAGAGGUCAAGAGUUUCAUAGACCAUGCACAUUGGAGAAUCAGGCGACAGAUGAGGUGGACGUUAGGCACUGAAGAGAGCGUUCCUCGACACUGUGACAGAAGAGAGAUAGAAGGGGUGCGAUAGACAAGGUAGAGAAGUACUAAGAAAUUCCUGCUCGGAGUAAAGAGACAUUUUACUUUCGAAACGGCGACUCCGUAAGGAAGUACGCGCGGUGCGAAUUGUCGCUCAAGAAGGAGUAAGAACGUUUCGGCCCGCGUGCAAAAAGCGACAGUGCAAUUUAGCGUAGGUAGGCAAGCUGCGAGAACGCUGCUCGCGUUUACGAGAAAGAACGUCACUACCGCAUACAAUUCGCGUAACUUAACAUUCGUGCCGCAGAUCUGUAUGAUGAUCUUUCUUGUUGGUUUACUGUGGAACACGAUUCCUCGCAUUACGACAGCGAUUAAUGUUUCCUUAAUCUUCCUGAUAUUCGGCUGCAGGCGAAAACCGGUAAGAAGCAACAGAAACUAUCCGAGCGAGAUUAAUCGACCACAUUGUUUCCCGUGCGCUUUUUCCUUUGGAACGGAAAUCCCGUGAGGCAGAGAUUGCUGCCGCGCGAAUUGCUGCAAUUGCGAUGCAACAAAGUUACUCUUUACGGCACGGACUUGCGUGUGUUCUGUUUGUAGUCCGAGCCAGCGUUGCCUGCAAUUCGUCAUCUUGCAGUUUAUGUCUACGGCGAAUGUAACGUAGAGUAGUUGGAGUUAGAUGCGCGAGAGCCGAAAUAAACGGCGAGUGUAAAGCGGAAAAAUGAAAGAACAGAUUUCGGCAACUCUUUCGCUCGAACGAAACGAACGAAAGAGACGAGGAAAGUGAAAAAGGAAAAGACAAAACCUCGCAUAGUUGCGUCGAUUUGUUACAUGCGGAAUUUUCUCCGGUUGAAUCCGCGGCGAGAACGAGAUUCGCUCCGUUCGCUAACGCGUAACGUUAAUUGUUUCUACGAAAGAAUAACCGAUACGCUAAUAAUAAGAUAUUACACUACGCAUCAUAGCCAAAGCAAUAAUAAAUUGCGCACGUUCUGGCCAGUCUCCCCUUAUCGUAGUUAUAUAGUGCGACGUAGAGAAGCGAAGAGCGCGAUGUAAUCAUUAGCCCGUAGAUUAAUUGUAAUUCGAGCGUGAUCGUUAACGCGACCCACGAAGCCGUAUCUCAACCCCGACAUUAUCGUGCUGUAACGAGAUACUUCCGCUGAGAUGUUCCAAGACCGAGGAUCUCUCCUGUUGCGACAGAUCAUUUUUGUCUGUAAUAGCGGCUGUAAAUAGCGGAUGGCACGUUGAUCCUGCAUCAUCCGAUCCUCCCGAGCAGGCUGUAUACGAAUCUUUUGUAUAAAGGUGGACGACGCUGUGCUUCUUGACGGCGAUGUAGUACACACGAGGAUAAUCCCGCACGUCAUAUUCACGAUCACCCUAUUGUAGCGGUGCUCAAAUUAUAGUUGGGUUUAUUUUAAGCAGUAAAACUAUUCGUAUUACUAUACGUAAUACGUGGUGAUAAAAACAGGAAGACAUAUGCUUAUAUGUUUUCAAAAGAUGAAGGAGUCUAAUUAAGAAAUAAUCUUGGAAAAUCACGUAAUUGCUGGAUUUAAAUUUUCUUCUUAAAAAUAUAGCGCAGAUAAUUCGUACUUUAUUAUUAAUUUUUGAAAAUUAAUAUUUGUGCCGCGUCACUAGAUACCACGUUUGCAUUCGUUUUAUUCGUACUGAAAAUUUGGGAACCGCUACUCCAUGGGAUUAUAGAUGGCCGAGUAUCCGAAAUCGAUUGUUAAUAUUUAGCACCAGCCAGUACUAACGUGAAUGUACGAAACAUUACUCCCAAUCGAGAUUCCAGCAACGAACGUGCGCCAAGACUAUAUCAAUCGAUCAACACAAUUACUGCGUAUAUAUUAUAUAUAUUAUUUAAAAAUUAUAUCGUAUUUCGAUAAAAAUCUACCGUUUACUUUGCUGAGAAACAUAUGUACAUGAAGGUCGCCCUGUUAACUCGUAAUAGGAUCACAUUUUUACUGUACUCAUCUCUAGAAUCAUAUAGCGCUUCGAAAGUGAUGCUUAUAUAUGCCACCUUUCUUAUCUUUCGUUUUUCCAUUUUUUAAAACUCACUUUUCACUCUCUUAGAGAUCAAUUUAUUUAGAUAUACUUAAAUAUUGACUGAGUAUCAGAGCCUGAUGAUUUUAUCGAUGCUACAGUUUAUAUUGCGUCGUAAACUCUGCACAUAUUGUGAGUUGUAGAAGAAUUCCUUUUUAGUUAUUUUCGCGCUUUGUAUAAUUCAAUUCCUUUAUAUUAGAUAUGUAUAUUUGUUAAAAUUAUUGCUGUAAAAACUCGGUUUUAAGGACCAACGCGUUUUUGUUACAAGACAGAAGCGUGUACGUUAAACGAGGAAUUAUUUAAAUUGGAGAUGAACUUUAGUUAGGAAAUAAGUCCCAAUCUAAAGUAGUACUUGAACGUUAUUGAAGUUACGUUUUAAUGGCUACUACACAGUUACUUGCUACUUUUAGAAAAAACCUGCAAACUAAAUUUUCUACCAAUUAUCUUGUAUAUACCACCUCGCGGAAUAUUGUGUCACCUACGUCAUUUAAGAGAAUGAAUUAAGAUUAAUGGCGAUCAGGAAUGCAAGAAGAAGAUAGUUCCUCGAUCGCCUCGUUAAGUGCGAGCGACUGAUAUCUAUCUAAUUGUGAUCACCAUCGUUUUGUUAAAAAACGAAGAAAGUAAAUAAAGUGAGAAAUGCAUCACAGAAACGCCGUUCAGCUCCCAGUGAAGCGUUACUCAUAAUUCGCCAAUUGUGUAUCAAUUGACGAGGAUGUUAAGAAUAGGGAGACUCGCAAUUAUCAUAAUAAACACUCGCAAAUUUCAAUUCCGAAAAA